This is a messenger RNA of Monosiga brevicollis MX1, 1043 nucleotides long. RefSeq lists its product as uncharacterized. The transcript is spliced from 7 exons. Gene Ontology annotation, biological process: protein deubiquitination. Gene Ontology annotation, molecular function: cysteine-type deubiquitinase activity. The record is from RefSeq and is a predicted model, not a curated record. Lineage: Eukaryota; Choanoflagellata; Craspedida; Salpingoecidae. The coding region runs from base 1 to 987 and encodes 328 amino acids.
AUGAACAGUGUUCUUCAGUGUCUUCUUUAUGCGCGUCCAUUGACCAUGUACUUUACCCAAGGUCGCUAUCGCAAGGACCUCAACCGCACCAAUCCCAUGGGGUGCAAGGGCGAGCUAGCCGAAGAAUAUUCGGCGCUUGUGGUCGAGUUGAACAAGCGCUGUUAUCGCUAUUUGGCGCCCAAGUUUUUCAAGGCUACGCUGGCUUCCUUUGCGCCGCAGUUUGAGGGCACUCAACAGCAGGAUGCUCAGGAGUUUGCUUCCUUCUUCCUGGAUGGCUUGCAUGAGGACUUGAAUCGCGUUCGGAAGAAGGUUUGUGAUUGCAACUUGGAUGGCAUGCCCGAUCACCUGGCCGCAGACAAGGCCUGGAAUGAGUAUCUGACACGCCACAACUCUAUCAUUGUGGACCUUUUCCAAGGCCAAUAUCGAAGCGCGAUGCGCUGCUUGACUUGCGGCCACGAGUCGCUCAACUUUUCUCCAUUCAUGUUUCUCACGCUUCCUAUUCCAGCCAAUCCCAGUGUGGAUAUUCGGGCUUGUUUGCAAGAGUUUGUCCGUGCAGAGCGCGUCAAUGGCUGGCGCUGUCCCAAGUGUAAAUGCGCCCGGGAUGCGUCCAAAACACUGAGCAUUUGGCGCUUGCCUCCCUUGCUAAUGAUUCAUCUCAAGCGCUUCACGUUCUCGGGCCCUUUUCGCGACAAGCUGUCGACUCGGGUUGAUUUUCCUUUGACAAACCUGAAAAUUCAAGACGGCGUGGCUAAUCCGAAACUUCAGGAGCAGAAGCGCGAUUACAAGCUCUUUGGCGUGUCAAAUCACUACGGCAACAUGAGUGGAGGACACUAUAUUGCCUUUUGCCGAGACUUCCAGUCCCGUCGGUGGUAUAAGUUUGAUGACUCGGCCGUGAGCCCAAUGCCCGAGAGCCAGGUCUGCUCCAAUGCUGCCUACUUGCUUUUUUACAGCUGUUUGGACUUUGAUCAUCUGGGCAACAGCUUUUAGUGUGUGCUGGUUAUGGAAAAAGACGAAUGUUGAUUUCUUUCUUGUUCAGUUUGGGC